Molecule: messenger RNA, 1143 nt
Organism: Colletotrichum higginsianum IMI 349063
Lineage: Eukaryota; Fungi; Ascomycota; Sordariomycetes; Glomerellales; Glomerellaceae
Product: MFS sugar transporter
Exons: 3
Coding region: 1-1143 (380 amino acids)
Biological process (GO): carbohydrate transport; transmembrane transport
Cellular component (GO): membrane
Molecular function (GO): carbohydrate:proton symporter activity
Source: RefSeq, a predicted model, not a curated record
AUGCCCGCAAUAAGCCUGACUGCCACGACUAGAUAUAUUUGCGAAAUCUCACCCGCCAAACACCGCGGAGCUCUCACAACGGGUCCUCAACUCCUGAUAUGUGUUGGGCUCCUGGUAGGCUUUUUCACCUGCUACGGAACUGAGCGCAUUGAGUCAGACCUCUCUUGGCGGCUUCCCUUCAUCCUUCUCGCCUCUUAUUCUGUCACUUUCUCCACCGCUGCCUACUUGCUGUUACCAGCGUCGCCGAGGUGGCUGGCCCAUCAUGGAAAGCCUACGCAUGAAGUGUCAGCGGCUUGGGAGACUCUUGGUAUCCAUGGCGAGGACCAAGAGGAUAUGGCGGAGCCGUUUGAGAACGCCGAGGCCAAGGCAUCAUCAUCAUCAUCAUCAAAUACAAUGGACCUCUUUUCCCCCGAAGCACGACCGCGGUUCUCUAUGGCUGUCUUCCUGCUGGCCAUGCAACAAUUCUGUGGCAUCGAUGGUGUCAUGUAUUAUGCUCCAAUGCUCUUCCGUCAGGCCGGUAUCGGUUUGAACGGGGACACUUUCCUCGUCUCGGGUAUUCUGUCGAUUGUCAUCUGUGCCGUCAGCAUUCCGGGCACCAUCUGGGCUGAUGGUUGGGGCCGACGCGCCAACACCAUCUUUGGUGGCUUGGGCAUGGCCGGGGCCAUGUUCAUCAUCGGUGCACUGUACGCCGCAGAUGUCGUGCAUGCCACGGGUCCGGCCAGAUGGAUCGUCAUCGUGGUUAUCUACAUCUUUACCGUCAUAUACUGCGUCUCGUGGGGUAUCGUCUUGAAGAUCUACGCGGCCGAGAUUCAACCUCAAAAAACCCGGGCCAGCGCCACGAGCAUUGCCCACGGUGCCAACUGGCUGACCAACUUCACCGUUGCCCUCAUCACCCCGAUCCUGCUAGCAAGCUCUAGAUACGGCGCUUAUUUUCUCUUCGGUGGAUGCACGCUCCUUACAGCGGCUAUCUGCUGGUUCUGGAUGCCCGAGACUAGAGGACGAACACUGUCGGAGAUACAGCGUGCAUUCCACGCCAACACCUCAAGUGACCUGGAGAGCUCAGGCAAAUCCAUCCAAAAGACACCACAAACAGCAUCUGGGGUUUUUGUACAGGAGGAGGAGACCAAGCAAGAGAAGAACUAG